This is a messenger RNA of Maudiozyma barnettii, 1509 nucleotides long. It is a transcript of the gene TDA3, whose product is annotated as Tda3p. Gene Ontology annotation, cellular component: cytoplasm; late endosome. Gene Ontology annotation, biological process: retrograde transport, endosome to Golgi. Gene Ontology annotation, molecular function: oxidoreductase activity. Bases 1 to 1509 code for a protein of 502 amino acids. Lineage: Eukaryota; Fungi; Ascomycota; Saccharomycetes; Saccharomycetales; Saccharomycetaceae. The transcript has a single exon. The record is from RefSeq and is a predicted model, not a curated record.
AUGUCAGAACCUUCAAAGGAAAAAAAUGGAAAGAUUGAAAUCGCCAUUAUUGGUGCCGGUAUUAUAGGUUGUUGUACCGCUUAUUAUCUAACAAGACAUCCUAAAUUUUCUCCAGAGAAAUAUCAUAUUACUAUUUAUGAAAGUAAUGAAGUUGCAUGUGCUGCUUCAGGGAAAGCUGGUGGGUUAUUAGCGAACUGGGCAUUUCCUUCACAAUUAGGUGCUUUAAGUUUUGAUAUGCAUAAAGAAUUGGCUGAAAAAUAUGAUGGUGGGAAAAAUUGGGAUUAUAGAGUCUUAGAUACUAUAUCCCUGGAAGCAGAUAUCAGAGAUGAUGUUAUUACUAAAAAAUUAUCGAUGAUAUCAUCUAAUGAAAAGGAGAAAGAAAUAAAUGAGAAUUCAGAACAUAUGAAUCCAAAUACAAAGAAACAUUUAAAGGAUAUGUUAGGUGGAUAUUCUAAUGCAAGUUUAAAUUCUUUAACCAGUGCAGAAACAAAUAAUUCAGAUAUGUUAAGUUCGAUAAGAGAUAAAUUGAAAAUUUCAGAUACUCAAAGUGAUGAUACAUUUGAUGAUAGUGAUAAUGAAAAUGAUGAUGAACAAGAUACUGAAAGUAAAAAUCCGUUACCUGAAAAAUUAGAUUGGAUUCAAAGAGACCUUGUGGAUGAUUGGUCUACAAUUGGUGAUAUUAAAUCAACUGCACAGAUGCAUCCUUCUAAAUUUACUAAAUUCAUGUUAAAAAAAGCUAUGGAAGUUGGUGUAGUGGAUUUAAUAUAUGCAAAAGUAACUGGAUUAACAUUCGAUGAAGAUACUAAGAAAAUGGUUGGUUUAUCAUUUUUACCAGAUAAAAUUAAAAAUAAGAAGAGUCCGAAGGAUAUUUUAUCGUCAUGUAAAGUUGAAGAAACAAAUGAAGAUGGCGAAUUACAAACAUAUGAUAUUGAUAAUAUUAUUGUAGCAAUGGGACCAUGGACCUCUAAAUUAUUAGCAGAUUGUCCAAUUUCUGGUCUAAGAGCACAUUCGAUUACUGUAAUGCCAGAAGAUAUGUCAAAAAUUUCAGCUUUUGCAAUGUUUACAGAAUUAAAAGUAGCAGAUUCGGAAUAUUUUUCACCUGAAAUAUAUGCAAGAAGAGAUGAAAUUUAUGUUUGUGGUGAAGGAGAUACAUUAUUAGAUUUACCUGAUCCAACAAAGGAUUCUCCAAUUGAUGAAGGGAAAUGUGAAGAAUUAUUUAAAUUUGCAGGGAAGUUAUCUAAUAGUAUUGCUAAAGGUCAUACUUUAUUAAAACAGGCUUGUUAUUUACCUGUAUUGAACGUUCCAACCAGUUCGGGUCCUUUGCUUGGUCAAACUAAUGUUGAUAAUCUAUAUUUGGCAAGUGGACAUUCCUGUUGGGGUAUUAAUAAUUCGGUCAUUAGUGGUAAAAUCAUGUCUGAAGUGAUACUUGAUGGUGUUGCAGCCAGUGCACCAAUCGAUAAAUUAGAACCAAAGAUUUUCUUUGAUGCUAGUCAAUUGUCUUCACCAUAG